Molecule: messenger RNA, 1005 nt
Organism: Exserohilum turcica Et28A
Lineage: Eukaryota; Fungi; Ascomycota; Dothideomycetes; Pleosporales; Pleosporaceae
Exons: 5
Coding region: 1-1005 (334 amino acids)
Molecular function (GO): metallopeptidase activity
Source: RefSeq, a predicted model, not a curated record
AUGGUUGCCUUCAGCAAGCAACUUCUUGCAGCAGCGACUGUUUUCGCCGUUGUUCAGGCACAUCCCCAUGCAAAGACCUUUCAGUUCAGCAGCCUCAACCCCGCUUGGGUCGUGAAGCGUUCCCUAUACAACCUCGACAAGAUCUCCGAUCAAAGCCAGAAGGACAAACUAACCCAAGGUCUCAAAGAUGCUGUCACCAUUGCUGCCAAAACUCUCGAGAAGAUGGAUGACGACAAGCACAAAGACAAGCUCGAAUUCUGGUUCGGUGACAAGCACUCCGACGCCAACGGACGCGAGCUCGUUCGCCAAGUCUACAAAAACUUUGUCGGCGACAACACCGAUGGCACAGGCGCAGAAGUCAUAGCCAAUGUCAUCGUCGACGAGGUCGACUACUGGAAGCCAACUGCUGCUCAGCUUCCAAACACGCCUGCAGACGGCAACACGGCGUUUUGCGACUUGGAAGUCAAUGGCAAAAAGGGUACAGCGUAUUUUAAGAGAAACAACAACAAGCCAGGAAUGCACUAUUGCGACAAAGUCUGGGAUAGAGCCGAUCUGGCUACUAUUACGGCUAAUGAUUGCAGCUCGCUCAGUGGGCAAGUAAGCACUGCAACAUGGUCGAAGAAUUUCAUCGGUUCCAACGUUUUGCAUGAGUUUAUGCAUUACCCUCGUAUCGGUAAAGAAGCUAUCGGCACGCAAAUCACAGACUGGAUAUACGACGCCUGGCAAUGCCGCGCUCUCGCCGCAAACGAAGACGAGGCAGAAAGGGAAAAGACCUUGACCAACGCCGACACAUACGUUUGGUAUGCUCUUCACAUUGCCUUUGAAGAAAUCUGCGGUAAAAGCUUCUCCGGUCCGCGUGACGAACGCGACGACGACGCUACGAACCAGGACUGGCCUGAUUCCGACCCGGACACUGAUGACCCCACCAACGGUGCUUGUGAUUGCGACGAGAACAGCUGCUCCCCUGAUUCCUAUGCUUGCUGUGCGAAUGGAUCUUGCCAGUAG